ACGAAAAGCUCAGCAAUCGUUGUCAACGAUGGUGCCAUGAAGGAGGUGGUAUUUUAUUCGUGCGAACAAGUUGUCUGCGGGCGGACGUGCGCAUUUUGGUUGUUUUUGUUUAAUAUCAGUACGGAAAAAAGAACUUUGCACAUUCCCUUGAGUUUUUUUUUAUAUACCGGCUUAUUCUUGUUCGUAUUUGUAUUCGCAAUUGCUGGCGCAGCAGUCAAGUAUAGUGCAAUAUUAGCCCGGCCCGAGAUCCAUAUCACCUGGCAGAGCAACAGACAACAGACGGCGAAAUGGACGCACACGCACACCACGGCGCACCCAAUGUUGCCUCGAUUCGAUUGUAUUCCGAACAGAACUGAUAGACCAUUCCAUGCACGGACACGAUCACGCGAACAUGCAUCACGAUCACGAGCACAUGGGCCUGGACACGACCACGCUGAGCCCGCCGCUGGCGACGCCGCACGGCGAUCUGGCCAUGGGCAUGCAUCCUGGCCAUCAUCAUGGCGGCGGCACGGGCACCGGCAUGGAGCACAUGAUGUCGAUGGCGUUCCAUUUCGGAUACAAUGAGACAAUCCUGUUUUCCUGGUGGCACAUCGAGACGGUCGCGGGCCUGAUUGGCUCCAUGAUAGCCAUCUUUCUGCUGGCGCUGCUCUACGAGGGCCUCAAAUACUAUCGCGAGUAUCUGUUCUGGAAGACAUACAAUCUGCUCGAGUAUCGGCCGGUGACGGGACCACCGCAACGCAAUCCGGAGGCGCCGCGCCUGCCCACGCCCGCCGCCGCCGCUCCAUCGCCCGUGCAAUACGUUGGCGAAGUUGUGCACAAACAACCACCGACAAUGCUGUCCAUCAAUCAUCUGUACCAGACGCUGCUGCACGUGCUCCAGGUGACGCUCUCCUUCCUGCUAAUGUUGAUCUUCAUGACAUACAAUGUAUGGCUCUGUAUGAUGGUGGUGCUGGGCGCCGGCAUUGGAUACUUUCUGUUCUGCUGGAAGAAAUCGGUAAUUGUCGAUGUCACCGAGCAUUGCCACUAACAGCUGCCCGUCUGCAACCCCUACCUACCCCCCCCCUCCCCCU
Messenger RNA from Drosophila montana, 1070 nucleotides. It is a transcript of the gene Ctr1A, whose product is annotated as Copper transporter 1A. Gene Ontology annotation, molecular function: copper ion transmembrane transporter activity. Lineage: Eukaryota; Metazoa; Arthropoda; Insecta; Diptera; Drosophilidae. Gene Ontology annotation, biological process: copper ion transmembrane transport. The transcript is spliced from 7 exons. The coding region runs from base 368 to 1027 and encodes 219 amino acids. The record is from RefSeq and is a predicted model, not a curated record. Gene Ontology annotation, cellular component: plasma membrane.